AUGGUUCGUGUUCGAAGACGAGUACUGGGGGCUGUUGAGGCGUUGCUCAUUAAUCAUCAGAUGUUCCCUCAAAUCUACCUGCUGCUGCUGCUGCAAGCCGCCUCUCUAACCCUUGGUGCUCCCCGGCUGAAAGCGUCCGCUGAUGCCGACUACGAUGGAGAUGGCGAAGACGUAACCGGAGAGAUCCUCAACGGACCCUACAGCACGACGCACCACGACGGCAUGAAUAGUAACAAUCCCUUCCACAACACUGCCUUUGCCGAGAAAAGCGUGGAGUACCAAGGCAAAGCGCAAGCAAGAGCUAUUACAAUUAAUUUGCCCACCAAGGAGUGGAAGAGGACCGCAGACGCUCAACACCAGGAUCCUGCCGUAUCGCUCGUCGGUCUCGAAAGGAGCGUCGCCAGCCCGCUGAUCUGGGACUCCCACGAGAUGCAGGUGACCAGAGACCUGCAGAAGCGGCAGAGCAGCGAAUGGAAGUGCAACCGCAUGGGGCGAAGGGAGCAACAGGAGGCCUUGAACAUCAUGUACGACGUCUUCAAUAAUCUCUUUGGAAAAGAGCCCCUGAGGGGUGGCCACAACAAGUGCUUCGUGGCCGAAUGCCAAAAAUGGUACUUUGAGUACUGCCAGAUGUCGGUCGACGUCAAGGACGAGAUACCGGGCGCGAGAAGGAUUGCGGCCAAAGGCAACCCCGGAACAGGGGGGUCAUGCUACACGGUGGUGAAAGGAGACGGGUUCAACGAGUAUCACAGGUACUUUUUCGGACACCUUGAUGCGAAUUCGAUUCCUAACUAUAAUGGCGGGUUGGACACGAGACAUUGCCAGUGA
Colletotrichum orchidophilum is the source of this 825-nucleotide messenger RNA. RefSeq lists its product as uncharacterized. The transcript has a single exon. The record is from RefSeq and is a predicted model, not a curated record. NCBI's taxonomy places the organism in Eukaryota, Fungi, Ascomycota, Sordariomycetes, Glomerellales, Glomerellaceae. Bases 1 to 825 code for a protein of 274 amino acids.